Molecule: messenger RNA, 2979 nt
Organism: Pteronotus mesoamericanus
Lineage: Eukaryota; Metazoa; Chordata; Mammalia; Chiroptera; Mormoopidae
Gene: CNNM1
Product: cyclin and CBS domain divalent metal cation transport mediator 1
Exons: 12
Coding region: 17-2926 (969 amino acids)
Biological process (GO): intracellular manganese ion homeostasis; magnesium ion homeostasis; transport
Cellular component (GO): cytoplasm; plasma membrane
Molecular function (GO): transmembrane transporter activity
Source: RefSeq, a predicted model, not a curated record
CCGCGCCGGGUGCAGGAUGGCGGCAGCGGCAGCUGCGGUGGGUGUUAGACUCCGGGACUGCUGCAGCCGGAGCGCUGUGCUUUUGCUCUUCUUCUCCUUGUCCCCUCGGCCUCCGGCUGCCGCCGCCUGGCUGCUGGGCCUAAGGCCCGAGGACACCGCUGGAGGCCGCGUGUCCCUGGAAGGGGGCACCCUACGCGCGGCAGAAGGCACCAGUUUCCUCCUGCGCGUCUAUUUCCAACCCGGGCCCUCGGCGCCCGCGGCACCGGUGCCCGCACCCACCCUUUCCCCGGGGCAGAAUGACACCGGAGACUGGUCUCCCCGGCUCGUGUUUAUCGAGGAGCCCCCGGGCGGGAGCAGCUUGGCGCCCAGCGCUGUGCCCACGCGCCCACCAGGGCCUCAGCGUUGCCGCGAGCAGAGCGACUGGGCGUCCGACGUGGAGGUCCUCGGGCCCCUGCGCCCCGGAGGCGUGGCGGGCUCGGCUCUAGUCCAGGUGCGAGUGCGGGAGCUGCGCAAGGGCGAGGCAGAGCGGGGCGGUGCGGGCGGUGGCGGGAAGCUCUUCUCCCUGUGCGCCUGGGACGGGCGCGCCUGGCACCACCACGGCGCUGCCGGCGGCUUCCUGCUGCGCGUCCGACCGCGGGUGUACGGCCUGGGUGGGGGCCUGCUGCCCCCCGCGUGGCUGCGGGCGCUCGGAGCGCUCCUGUUGCUCGCCCUGUCUGCCCUGUUCAGCGGCUUGCGCCUGAGCCUGCUCUCGCUGGACCCGGUGGAGUUACGGGUGCUGCGGAACAGCGGCUCGGCUGCCGAGCAGGAGCAGGCGCGCCGCGUGCAGGCGGUGCGCGGCAGGGGAACCCAUCUGCUCUGCACGCUGCUCCUGGGCCAAGCUGGAGCCAACGCGGCCCUGGCCGGCUGGCUGUACACCUCGCUGCCGCCGGGCGUCGGGGAUCAGGGGGAAGAGUACAGCGAGGCGGGGAUUCAUUUCCCGUGGCUGCCGGCGCUCGUGUGCACCGGCGCCGUGUUCCUGGGCGCGGAGAUCUGCCCCUAUUCGGUGUGUUCGCGGCACGGGCUGGCCAUCGCCUCGCAUAGCGUGUGCCUGACCCGACUCCUGAUGGCUGCCGCUUUCCCUGUGUGUUACCCACUGGGUCGCCUGCUAGACUGGGCGCUGCGCCAGGAGAUCAGCACUUUCUACACAAGGGAAAAGCUGCUGGAGACUUUGCGGGCCGCGGACCCCUACAACGACCUGGUGAAGGAGGAGCUCAACAUCAUCCAGGGCGCCCUGGAGCUUCGCACCAAAGUGGUGGAGGAAGUGCUAACCCCCCUUGGAGAUUGCUUCAUGCUACGCUCGGAUGCCGUGCUGGACUUUGCCACGGUCUCCGAGAUCCUGCGCAGUGGCUACACUCGCAUCCCGGUGUACGAGGGCGACCAGCGGCACAACAUUGUGGACAUUCUCUUUGUCAAGGACUUGGCUUUCGUGGACCCUGACGACUGCACCCCACUCCUCACUGUCACCCGCUUCUACAACCGGCCACUGCACUGCGUCUUCAAUGAUACUCGGCUGGACACCGUGCUGGAGGAGUUUAAGAAGGGAAAAUCUCACUUGGCCAUUGUCCAACGGGUGAAUAAUGAGGGAGAAGGGGACCCUUUCUAUGAGGUGAUGGGCAUUGUCACACUGGAAGACAUCAUAGAGGAGAUCAUCAAGUCAGAGAUCUUGGAUGAAACUGACCUCUAUACUGACAAUCGGAAAAAGCAGAGGGUGCCACACCGGGAGAGGAAACGGCAUGACUUCUCCUUGUUUAAACUUUCCGACUCGGAGAUGAGGGUGAAGAUCUCCCCCCAGCUUCUGCUGGCCACACACCGCUUCAUGGCCACAGAAGUGGAGCCCUUUAAGUCUCUGUACCUUUCGGAGAAAAUCCUACUCCGGCUCCUGAAACAUCCCAACGUGAUCCAGGAGCUGAAGUUUGAUGAGAAGAACAAGAAAGCCCCGGAACACUACCUCUACCAGCGCAACCGCCCCGUGGACUAUUUUGUGCUGCUUCUCCAGGGGAAAGUGGAGGUGGAAGUUGGUAAGGAAGGCCUUCGCUUCGAGAAUGGAGCCUUCACCUACUAUGGUGUCCCAGCCAUCAUGACCGCUUCUUGCUCAGAUAAUGAUGUGCGGAAGGUGGGAAGUCUGGCUGGAUCGUCUGUCUUUCUGCCCGUCUCUGUGUCUCAUACCUUCGCCUUCAGCAGAGGGGACUCUCUGGCAGGCUCCCCAGUAAACCGCUCCCCUUCUCGCUGCAGCGGGUUGAACCGCUCUGAGUCUCCCAACCGUGAGCGCAGUGACUUCGGGGGGAGCAACACCCAGCUGUGCAGUAGCAACAACAACCUCUACACUCCUGACUACUCAGUUCACAUCCUUAGCGACGUGCAGUUUGUGAAGAUCACACGGCAGCAGUACCAGAACGCGCUCACCGCCUGCCACAUGGACAGCUCACCCCAGUCCCCCGACAUGGAGGCCUUCACUGAUGGAGACUCCACGAAGGCCCCCACGAUCCGGGGCACACCCCAAACCCCCAAGGAUGACCCUGCUGUCACCCCCCUGAACAACAGGAACAGCCUGCCAUGCAGCCACUCAGAUGGGCUGAGAAGCCCCGGCGAGGUCGUGUACCUGAGGAUGGAGGAGAUGGCCUUCACCCAGGAGGAUGUGACAGACUUCGAGGAGCAGAGCACAGAGCAGCUCUCGCUGUCUCCUGCAGCUGUUCCUGCAAGAGCAGCAUCAGAUAGUGAAUGUUGUAAUAUCAUCCUGGAUACAGAGACCAGCCCCUGCAGUAGUGACUUUGAGGAAACCAUUGGCAAGAAGCUGCUGAGAACCUUGAGUGGUCGAAAAGGAAAGAGGUCACCUGAUGGAGAGCAAGCCUCUGAGGAGAACUCCAAUUUAACACCUCUGAUCACAUGAUGGGGGCAGACAUCGUUUUCUGAGUGCGUGAGAUUCCAGAGCUUUGAGGGAGA